CGGCGGCGAGGGAGGAUGGGCUGCUCCAUCUCGGGGCUCAACGCGCUCUACGACGCGGCGACCGGCGGCGGCGACGUGUGGAUCAACGAGCGCCGCUUCCGCGUCCUCCGCCAGAUCGGCGAGGGCGGCUUCGCCUUCGUCUACCUCGUCAAGGAGCACGAAGCCUCCUCCGCGCGCGGCAGGCACCCCUCCCACGUCUCAGAUGACGGGACAUAUGCUAUGAAGAAGGUGCUGAUACAGAGCAAGGAGCAACUGGAUCUGGUGAAGGAGGAGAUCCGCGUUUCGUCCUUGUUCAACCAUCCCAAUCUACUGCCGCUUCUUGACCAUGCCAUAAUAGCGGUUAAGAGUACACAGGGAGAUUGGAGCCAUGAAGCCUACUUACUCUUCCCAGUCUAUUUGGAUGGUACUCUGUUUGACAAUGCUCAAGCCAUGCAGUCUAGGAAGGAAUUCUAUUCGGUAGUCGAUAUUUUGCAAAUAUUCCAACAGCUCUGUGAUGGACUGAAGCACAUGCACAGUUUUGAUCCACCAUAUGCCCAUAAUGAUGUGAAGCCUGGCAAUGUUCUUAUAACCCGCCGAAGAGGAAAAGCACCACUGGCAACAUUGAUGGAUUUUGGAAGUUCAAGACCUGCAAAGAGUAAAAUCCGUUCCCGUUCUGAAGCAUUACGGUUACAGGAAUGGGCAGCUGAGCAUUGCUCUGCUCCUUUUCGCGCACCUGAAUUGUGGGACUGCCCAAGUCAUGCUGAUAUUGAUGAGAGGACAGACAUCUGGUCGCUAGGAUGCACUCUUUAUGCCAUCAUGUAUGGUGUUUCUCCCUUUGAGUAUGCUCUUGGUGAAUCUGGAGGAAGCUUGCAACUGGCAAUCAUGAACGUGCAGUUAAAGUGGCCACGGGUACCGAGCCCUUACCCUGACGCACUUCACAAGUUCAUUACCUGGAUGCUUCAGCCACAACCUGCAAUGCGCCCUCACAUCAAUGACGUACUUCUCCAUGUUAAUAAGCUUGUGGAAAAAUUCUCAGCUUAAGCCAGAUUGCAUAUUAUGUUCAGAUUUUCUUCUUUAUACAAUUGUGAAGGCAAUGUUGUUGUUAAGAGUCAAUUCAUCAUGCUGGAGGCCUGUUCUUUGAAGUGGGCUCAGUGUCCAUUAUGUAUGUAGCUAUCAUACUGUUAUCGACAUGUUGCCCAACUCUUGGAAGUUAUUUUACUGGCUUAUCUUGUACAAAUGGUUCAGUGAAUACCAAUAUACCUCUCUGGCUCUCUCCA
This is a messenger RNA of Lolium rigidum, 1256 nucleotides long. Its product is annotated as probable serine/threonine-protein kinase DDB_G0291350. Gene Ontology annotation, biological process: protein phosphorylation. Gene Ontology annotation, molecular function: protein serine/threonine kinase activity; ATP binding. The coding region runs from base 16 to 1020 and encodes 334 amino acids. Gene Ontology annotation, cellular component: cytoplasm. The transcript is spliced from 6 exons. The record is from RefSeq and is a predicted model, not a curated record. NCBI's taxonomy places the organism in Eukaryota, Viridiplantae, Streptophyta, Magnoliopsida, Poales, Poaceae.